ACUGCCUCAGUUCGUAUAUCAUCCAUACUGGUGGCUGGUGCCAUUUAUUUCCAUUCACCACCAACCUGACGAGCACUGUUCCGUCUCCCUCGUCUCUGUUCUGUUCUGUUGUGUUCUGUCCCAAUUCCAGUUCCAGACGAGAGAAACGCAGGCGGGGCAGGCACACUGCUACCGAGCCUGGCGUCGUCGCUGGCAGUGGCAUGCGCUGAAAGACCACCGAAACCACAUGUGGCCAGCAGGCGCGGAGGACCCGAUGGGCGUGGGCGUGGCGGGCACGGCGGGCAUGAGCCACGGCCCCGCGGCGCCGUCGCCGAGGUCGUCGAGCACGAUGCCGGCGGCGGGGCAGUCGCCGGUGCCGUACCUCUUCGGCGCGCUGGCGGCCAUGCUGGGGCUCAUCGCGCUGUCGCUGCUCGCCCUGGCCUGCUCCUACUGGAAGCUGUCCGGCGGCGGCCAGGAGGCGUACGACGACGACGACCCGGAACGCCAGGCCGGCGCCGGCGCGGGCGCGGAGGCCCGGCCCGGCCACGGAAAGGCCGCACCGACCGGCAAGGGCACCGGGGAGCGUUGGCGGGAGCACGCGGUGGUCAUCAUGGCCGGCCACGAGAGGCCGACGUUCCUCGCCACGCCAGCGUCGUCGCGCCGGGGCCCGAACGGCGCCCGUGGCGUCGGCGUCAGCGUGGACUCCGGCCCUGGCGACUCCGAGGACGGCGACGAGGCGAGGUGCGUGGAGUGCGGGGCGCGGUCUUGGCCGGCUCGCGCGGCCGACAGCGAGGGCGAGCCGGGGCGGACCGAGCAGAGUGGUGCAAGUGGUAGCUCGGUAACUGUAAUCAGUGAGAGAUGAGAGCUCCUUUUUUUUGGCGUGUGAGUGUGUGUGCCUGCGUUCGGUUCGCCGCAGCCCGCAAGUAAUGGGUCGUCGGUCCAGCCACCAGCUCCUGCAACGGACGCCGACCUGAUUUUGGGAGGGAAAGAAGAGAAGGCAGGCUGCAGCUCGUGUACUGCCGCGUGCGUACAUGUUUUCUUUUUACUCGUAGAAAAUGUUGGGCCUUAUUUUUCUACGAGAGCCGGCAAAACAUUUUCUGUCGCAUGCAA
This is a messenger RNA of Zea mays, 1089 nucleotides long. RefSeq names its product GDU1. The record is from RefSeq and is marked validated. Lineage: Eukaryota; Viridiplantae; Streptophyta; Magnoliopsida; Poales; Poaceae. Gene Ontology annotation, biological process: regulation of amino acid export.